Molecule: messenger RNA, 1050 nt
Organism: Brassica napus (rape)
Lineage: Eukaryota; Viridiplantae; Streptophyta; Magnoliopsida; Brassicales; Brassicaceae
Product: protein CHAPERONE-LIKE PROTEIN OF POR1, chloroplastic
Exons: 5
Coding region: 139-915 (258 amino acids)
Cellular component (GO): chloroplast membrane
Source: RefSeq, a predicted model, not a curated record
AAAGAAGUGAGGGGUAUUCUGUAAUUUACAUGAACAGAUUUGGGGGAUAAUAGCCAUAGUUCAUCAUCUUCUUCACCAAACCUUAGGGGAUAACUUAGAAACAAGAAAACGGCGUCGGUUUGACCCGACGGAGGAACCAUGUCGUCGUCUCUUCUUCUCUCAGGCUCUACAGUAUCUUCUUCAUUCAUUGCUCCUUCGAAGCUUUAUCUCUUACGGAAUCAAAAUCAAUCACUGUCACUAUCUCGGAACGUUUCGAGAAGCUUCAAACCCCUUAGGUGCUCCUCCGCUGAUUCUCCAUACGGAGGCAACGUGCCCACGUUCCCUCGAACCAGGGUCUGGGACCCGUACAAGCGUCUAGGGAUAAGCCCCUACGCCUCCGAGGAAGAGAUCUGGGCCUCGCGCAACUUCCUCUUGGAGCAGUACGCGGGACACGAGAGGAGCCAAGAGUCUAUAGAAGGCGCAUUCGAGAAGCUUCUCAUGUCUAGUUUUGUGAAGAGGAAGAAGACUAAAAUCAACCUCAAGACGAGGUUGAAGAAGAAAGUUGAGGAGUCUCCUCCGUGGCUUAAAGCUCUUCUUGAUUUCGUUGAGAUGCCUCCCAUGGAUACUGUUUUCAGAAGACUCUUUCUUUUCGCUUUCAUGGGUGGUUGGAGUAUCAUGAACUCUGCAGAAGGCGGUCCUGCCUUUCAGGUGGCGGUGUCGUUGGCGGCUUGCGUAUAUUUCCUUAAUGAGAAGACGAAGAGCUUGGGGAGAGCUUGCUUAAUCGGGUUUGGUGCAUUAACAGUCGGGUGGUUCUGCGGUUCGCUAGUCAUUCCCAUGAUUCCGACGGCUUUCAUUAACCCGACAUGGACCCUGGAGCUUCUAACGUCACUGGUUGCUUAUGUGUUUUUGUUUCUUUCUUGUACUUUCCUCAAGUAGGUUGUUGCACUUUUAUCCAGACUUUGUGUUUCUUUCUUGCACCUGUUCUUGCCGGAAAAUUGAACUUGAGUUCCACAACAUUGGUUAACUCUUGUUAAAGUAUGGAAUCAAGUUGAUGAGGAUCUUACCAACCAA